Orussus abietinus is the source of this 3272-nucleotide messenger RNA. Its product is annotated as structural maintenance of chromosomes protein 4. The transcript has 9 exons. The coding region runs from base 1580 to 2854 and encodes 424 amino acids. NCBI's taxonomy places the organism in Eukaryota, Metazoa, Arthropoda, Insecta, Hymenoptera, Orussidae. The record is from RefSeq and is a predicted model, not a curated record.
GGUACUCAACGCGCAGUAACCAGUAUACUCGCAGAAAAGGAUAUCCGUAUUAAAUUCCCGAAGUGCACCUAGGGUCGAGUUAUCAAGACUUAUCUCACGUUUAUUAUUUUUCCUCGACUUUUCCUCGGCCUUCCUUAUUCGCGUACGGCUGUCGUCCAGUCGCACGAGGGAGGGAAAAAAUCCAGACUUAUCUCCCGAUUUUUCUUUUCUUUUUUUUUUUAAUUGUUCUUGGCCUUCAUUCCUACACGCGGGGCUUUCGAGUCGAGUCCUUCGAGGGAGGGAAGAUAUAUGUGCCCAUAAUUAUGAAAGUGUUCUAAGUCAAAAUUAAAAAAAAAAUGAGUUUAUCAGUUAUUUCACCCCAUAUUAUUUCAAACGAAAUUAAUUCAAUGUAAUUUCGAAACAAAAAAUAUAUGACUUAGACCACUUUCAUAAUUAUGGGCACAUAUGGGGAAUAUCGAACGGGUGCGCGACGGGACGCGUAAUUGAACUUGACCGGGGAAACUUGUCGGGCUCUCGGCCACGGUUUAUCAAUAAAUUGAUAAGCCCCUUGUAUCGAUAACGCUCGCUCUACUCCUCGAGGAUUCAGCCCUCGGGUGGGAAGUCGGAGACGAAGUGCUCCAUUGACGGGCCUCCCGAGGAGAUUGGCUCAUUCGUGAUCGCGAGAUUCGCGUCCAUGACGAGGCGAGGACGUUAAGGCCUCGGCAAGAUGACCGGCGUCGGUUCCUCGAGCCGCAGUUGGACGUGCGACGCCGUUAAUAGGAGCGAGGCUUAAAAGUCGCAGCCUCGGCCGGUCGCGCCCCCUAAAAUCCAUCCAAGAGGAAGAAAAGUCGAGAUAAAUCCGCGAUCGAGUCGCCAAAUGGACCGGCGCUCGAGAGGAUCCACCGGAAAGUCACCUGGAAGCCUUCCGAAGGAUCAGCUGUCAAAGUCACGUGGUCCCGGAGCGCGCAGUUAUCGGGCAAACCUGACCUAACCUAAUCUACCCGUCCAGACGAAAAUCGUCGGAUUUUGGGGACCCAGAGGAUCGCUACCGAUCCCCCGAUCGACGUCGAGGUCCAGCACAAGAGGAUCGAGGUCGGCGACAAUCCCGAGGAAUUAAUUCCACCUGUCAAAGUCCACGUGGCGCGUCACGUGACUCCAAGAGAGAAGAUCCGAUUUUUCGCCGGUUCGAGGGAAUCGAAAGAGGAUCCGAUCUCGAGAGAUAACGAGGCGUCGCGGGCGUCCUUUGACGUCGCCGGAUGUCGCCCUGGUCGGCGCGUCGGAGGGCAAGGUGACCGGAAGUCACGGGAAGGAUUCUCCUGGACUUUUCCUCGCCGUCCUUAGAUGAGCCGGCGUCCGAGGGCGUCCACGGAUCGAUCAGUCUCCGAGAGCCGUCGAAACGCCCCCGACGCCAGCGUCGCGACGGCGGAGCCACGUUGGAUGCCAGUCGACAGCCGGAGGAGACAUUCGAUGCGCCGACGAAGGAGGUGACCGGUUAGGGGAACCGGAAGCCAGGUGACCCGGUCGGCAGGGGGUCACGUAGCAGGUGUUGGAGGGUGCCGUGGGGGGUGAGGGCGCACAGGGGGGCCGCGUGGCCGUGGAGAUGGACUCGGUGGCUGUGACCGUGCCCCUUCGGCCCCCGACGAAGAAGAUGAAGAAGCGGAAGGAACUCGACGCCCUCGCGCCGCCCCACGCGGUGUCCAGGAGGAACUCCGGGAAACGCAGCUCCCAGGAAUUGCUGACCGACAGCAGCGACGAGCGCUCGGAAUACUGGACCGUCUCGACGAGGAGCGCCAGGAAGACCCGGGGCCGGAGGAGGCAGGCUUGUCCAGGUCUCCUGAGGGCCUGCAACGCCUUCCUGGUCUGCACCUCGGUUCUAGCCACCGCCACCUUGAUCUGGCUCUUCAUCGACGUGCGUCAGCAGCUCACGGCUCUCAGAACCGAACUGGAUCAAGUGAUAGCUGGAAGCGAAGGCGUGCCCGAUGCCCUGCAGAAGUGCCACUCUUUGUCGAGGGAUCUCCAGAAUAACCAGACGAUCAUAUUCUCACACUUGUCCGAUCUCAAGCUCCAGAUGAACAAUUUUACGGCACAAUUGUCUGGCAUGCAGCACGGUUUGCGACAAGUUCAAGAGACUCUUCAGGAUUCCCCGGAACUCGCAAGCGUGCCAAAAGGGUUGAACGAGCUGUCCAAUACCGUUGCUCGGUUCGGCAGUCAAAUUCAGGACCUUGGAGUCACGAUCGCCACCUUGAAGAGGACCAACGCCAAGCUGCAGGAUGCUCAAACCACUAUGCGGCAAAACAUCACUGAUCUCAAGCACUCGUUGGACGACAUCUCGGAAAGGUUCCAGUCGCCCCAGGCGUUGGCUACCAAUGGAACUGAAAUAAAAACGGAGGAACUUAAUGCGACGAUAGCGCGAUUAACGAGCGAUCUAAAUCGCGUCAAUGAAACCCUUUCGACCAAGCUCCAGUUGAGCGACGACGAUCGGAAAUCCCUGGCCGAGCUUCAGAACCUUACCCAGAGUAUGAGCACGAAGGUGACGUCCCUCGAGGGAGAAUGUGCCAAAGCUACCGAGCAGGCAGUCAUUUCGGAGCUGGUCAACAAAUUGAAGGACCAGCUAGCGGAAAUACGAGCCAUGGAUCUCGAAGUCAACGGGAAGCUGAAACAGUUGGAGCAGUCGUAUAACGCUUUGAGGAACUCGUCCGCGCCGUUAACGUCGACGGGUAUUAAGAAUAAGCAGCAAGGGGUCAAAUCAAAAGAGGAGGGAACGUCCAGUCGUGGUCAGACAUCGCCGGAAUCUACAACGGCGACUGGUCGUGGGGUCUUAGGAAGUAACGAGGAGUCGAGGAACAUGUCUUCGACGACCAAGCCGAAUCAUUGAAUCCGCAGUCGCUGUUGGGGAGCAGUACCUCGUCAAUAAGGAUGAACCUAGCAGGAAAUCGCGUUUACUUGUACAUAAUGGAUAAUUAAGUUAACGCUAACGUCGUAUACGUAGGCAGUAGGAAGUGGUCGCGAGUUUUGGAGGGCAUUUGCGCGUCUCUCCGGCGACGAGUCACGAGAAGGGAGGAAAGGCAUUCACGAUUAACUUCUUCUCUUCGCAAGUGCUUUCGCGAAGAUAUCCAAUGCAAGGUGGAGAGGAACGAGGAACGAUCAUUCCUGCGCGAGAAUAACGCUAGGUUCGAGGUGUAAUUUAUUUACCGGUCAUUUAAGGUGAAGUGAAACAUCCUUCAAAUCAGUCGAUUCGAAUACAACACUUUUUUUUAAGAGUAUAGACCAAACUGUCCGAAACUUUGACACGU